CUCCUAAACCCUGAGAGAAUAAAUUUUUGUUUGUUAAAGCCAUCCACUUGUGGUAUUUCUGUUACAGUAGCACUAGAUAACUAAGAAAAAGAGUGCAAUUUUUUUAUAUUCUCCUCUGAUUAUUAUAGCCUGUUUCAUUUAAAUUUUAUCUGUUGCACAAUUUUUCAGAUUUUUUCAUUUUCAUAUGCAUAUUGUAUUAUUUAACCAACAAUAUUUUGAUAAGUAGGCCACUAACAAGCUAUAAUGAGUAGAAGCCAUUUUACUAAGUUUAGUGCUACGAUUCUUACUAAAUACAACGUUCAUCUUCAAGUGUGCGAUUUUGACAUUAUUCUACGUAAAUUUAAAUACAGGUCUAUUAUUUUGGCAGAUUACUUUUAGUCACCCUGUGUGUCAAUCUUAUUUCAAGUUAGAAAUUAAACCCAUUGUCUCUACCUCCCAUUUAUGAAGAUUAGUGAAAUCUCCAUUAACCAUAAGAUGAUUGUUGCUAUGCACAGAUAAUCUUUAUGACUAUUAUUGAUAGACUGUCUAAAACUGAAUGUUUUUUCUUUGCCCCCCCCCACCAUGGUUUCUGUUCUUCCCUCCCACGCUUCCUUCAUUUUCUUUAACAAAACAAAGAUAAUAAUGUAUACCACUUGCCUCAUUCACAGUGGUAGAAUUAGUGGAUUCUGUCUUUUAGGGGGAUACAUGUAGAAUUAGUUACUGUUAAUUAUAUCAAAUCAGCAGUUUUACUGGACCUUCUGCUUAAUCAGUUUUUCCUGAUUUUCAUCACAUUACACAUUAUUUCAUAAAUCUAUCAAGGCAAAGGAGAGGAGUUUGGGUUUGGGUGGGGAGUAGAGAGGAGGCCAUGGGAGGACUUCUUAUAUAACCAAGCCCUUUAGGAAUGGCUUAGGAAUACUUCCUUUCUUUAGGAAACCUAUGAUGAUUCAGUACUGUCAAAAAACUAAACACCAAAAAUUAGUGUAACAGAAUAUACUUAUUGUAAGUAGAUAUGAUUCGAAUGGGGCAGCAUCAACCCAAAGGGAUCCGGAAGGCACUCCGAAGAGGGAACAGUGGAAGCAGGUUAUAUAGCAGUAUAGUCUCCUGGAGGUCAUUGUAAUUCUCCAAAGGAGCCCAAUGCCUAAGGCAAAACCAUCUUCACUAAGCUGUUUACUAGGCUAUUGUUUGACUUGAAGGUGAUUUUAGAAAAAUAGUUCCUUAAAGGCUCAAAGUGCAAAGGGACAUCUACUGGCAAAUGGCCUGAGUGGGUCACCUCAACUCCAAGGAGCCAGAAAUCUGGAUUCCAGAAUUAAAAGUUUCUCACUACAGUGAUUAGUUAUCAAUAUUUAAAAUAUUCUACAAGAGAAGCAGAGCAGCUUUAAGCUGGUAAACAGUAGAAAGAGAAUACUAGUAAAUUUACAAAUGUGGGGACUGGGGGAUUAGAGCCAACCAAAAAAAUAAAACACUGGUACUCAGGGACUGAAUGAUUCUGCCUUAUGCAGUUUUUGUCUAGCUUACUUGGCGUAUCUAUCUUCUUGUCCCACAGGUCCUAAAAUUCCACAUAACUAAAACUGAGAACCCAUUAUCUUUCCUUACACACCAGCAUUUUCUCCCACAUUCUCUAUAUACAUUAUGUUGUUAGGUGCCUUUGAGUUGGUUCCAACUCAUAGCCACCCUAUGGGGAAAGCCAUAUUUUUGGUUCAAUAGUCCGCUGAAAAGUCAAUGCUGGUGUGCAACAAUGUUUUCAGCAUUUGAUUUUAAUGGAGAAAAUUAAAAACAAUAUAGUCUUUCAUAAACUAAUUAUAUUUUUGAAAUUCUGGAAUCACAUCUUUCUUUUUUGAUGUUAAACAUUUGUUACUUGAAAUGAUAGUAACAGUUGAGGGUAGGUUUUGUUUGUGGUAUUUACCAAAAUUAUUGGCAGAAUCAAGGUAUAAAAAAAUGAAUAUACUUUCCCCUAGUUAUUUUUAUUUGUACUGUUCAAUGAAACCACACUCUGAACCACAGUUCUCAUAUGUUCGUUUACUUGCUCCAGUAGUUUGGAGUGUUUAGUGAAAGUGAGAAUUACCUGGAACCUAGAUAAGGAUGCAGAUUCUUGCCUUUACACCUAUAUCUGCCGAAGAGAUUCUGGCAUCAUUUCCUAAGCCUUAAGUUACUUUGCAACUAUCCAGCUACUUUGCAGUCUGAGUUCCUUAAAAUACAGGGAACCUGAUUCAUUCAAUGAGUUGUAUCCAUCUGUCCCCAGAACUUUUGGAACUUACUUAGUUUCUUGAACGAAUGGGCCACAUUUUGAGUUCAAUAGAUUUUGUGGACUGGACUGAUCAGACUAAAUAUAACUUUGUUUCUAUAGGGCAGGUACUCAGCUCAAAUGUACUGAAUGUUUCAUUAACUGUAGAAAUACGUUAAACCUCUUAGGUUUUAAAUGAGGUAAUUACAUCUUUUCAACUUGCUCCAUAUUUUGUCCCAGAACUCACCAUUUUUUAAAAUUAUUUGCUUUGAGAUUACCAUGCAAAGAGCAAGGUAACCACUGGUGGUUGCGCGGAGCGCGGAGCGCGGGGCGAGGCCGGCUGGUUCCUGCAGUGCCCAGGCCUGCACGGCAGCGCCCUGGCAGAACCCAGCUUUGAAGACAGACGCCUUUACCAGCGCGGCCAGAGCAAGAAGCAGCAACGCGCUCCCCUGGGGCAUUGUGUGCGCGCCGGUCCCGGAGAUCGCAGCCCCAGGGGGGCAGCUCCACUGCAGGAGACAAGACACGCCUCAGCCCGGGCAAAUUCCCGGCCUCCUCUGGCCCUUGGCCAGUAGCAGUCGCCUGCCACCUCCUUUCCUCCUGCACCGUCGCCCCGGCCGUCCUGCCGGGCCCGGAACUCGCCCGCGCCUCUGUCACGGCGCUGGCGGCGCAGUCGGGGGCGACACCGAUGUGGCGCAUGCGUGGUGGCGCCACUAGGCGCGGGAGCUGCGGCGGCGGAAGCAACAGCGGAGACAGCUGUGGACAAGGCCGCCCGGGCCGGGCUCGCGGGGCCGGCGGCGGCGGCGUGGGCUGGCGAGGCCGUGCAGGCGGCGCCCGACAGCAGCUGGAAGAGCGGUUCGCGGACCUGGCGGCGAGCCACCUGGAGGCCAUCCGCGCGCGGGACGAGCGGGACCGGCAGAACGCGCGACUGCGCGAGGAGAACGCCCGGCUACGGCUGGAGAACCGACGGCUAAAGCGCGAAAACCGCAGCCUCUUCCGUCAGGCCUUGCAGCUCCCCGGAGAGGGCGGCGACGAGGCACCUGCAGUGGCGACGGAAGCAGCCACGGCCCCCGAGGCGGCCGGCGCGAACAGGAGGGCGAGAGGCAACGGCCUUGAGGACGAGCCAGACAGCCCCAGGGCCCUGAGGGCCCGGCUGGAGAAACUGGAGGUCAUGUAUCGCCGGGCCCUGCUUCAGCUGCACCUCGAACAGCGGGGGCCACACCCGCGUGGGGACAACGAGGAGCGGCCACUUCGGGAACCCGAGUCAGGCCUCCGGACCCCGGACCUGGAGUCUCCCAAAUCUUGGCUGUAGCCCGAGGCCCAGCCAGGAAGGGGCGGGCCUUGUAUGGGCCCCGCCUCCUCCGUGUGCCCUACUCUCCCAAUCCCUCCAUACCCCACGGCGCACGCUUCGGCCUGCGCCCCGCCUGCGGAACUUUUGGAGCGCUCUCCUCUUUCAUCUCUCGUCUUCUCCCCGGACACUUCCGGGAGGCGCUACGCGUUGGGCCCCGCAGAGGCUGAGAUAGAUGCAACAGCCGUUGGAAUCCUCGCUUAUGCAGAGGACUUUCUUGCUGAUGGUUUCCGGGGAGAGAGGCCUAGCAGCGGAGGGGCGGGUUUUAAACAGCACGAACUGGGUGCCAGUCAAUACCUUCUAAUGCCUGAACUUCGCUGGGUGUUGUGAGGACCUGUUGAAGUUUUCCUGUUUUGCUUCUUUGAGGGAUGAAGAAUUUUGAGUUAAUUCAGUUUGUUCAUUCUUAAGUCCCCUAAAGGCUUCAGGCAUUAUCUCUUAAGUGGCCAACAUUUUGUGCUUGUUUUUAUAAGUCGGUUAUUACUUGGGUUUCUAUAAAGCACCACCUUUUAUAAAGAAAGUAAUAUUUAUAACUUGAGACCUCAUGUCUGCUCCUGGCUCCAGAGCUUAUACAUCUAAUACAUACUGGUUUGUUUACCCCCAGAGAAUUUUUGAAGUACCUGCUUAUAGGUGAUCCUUUGAGUUGGUAUAUAAAUGCGGUGCAUUAAAAAUAAAAGCUUCCAACGACUGUUACUUGAAGCGUGGUAAAUUUUCAUAUACACUUCAAGAGAUAUACAUGUAUGCAUUUAUCUUAUUUUAAUAUCUGAAAUUGGUUAUCCUUUUUUAACCUUUUAAACUAACGUUUAAACUAACGUUCUUUUUGCUUUAACAAUGAUCUUUUUAAAUCUAAAGAUUAAAAAAAAUUGUCUCAUUCUUAUCACAUUUUAGACGUGACAUAGUUUAGUCAGUGCAUAGCUAAUUUGCCUUAUUUUAACUGAGAGCUUUUAAGAAAUUAUAAAUCAUUUGUAUAUCAAAAGCCUCAAAAUGAUUUGAUAAUCUCAAUUGUUUCAGUGGCAGAAAAAAAUGUGUUCUAAAAUCACUUUAUUACAAUGUGUCAAUAACACUUUUGCCUCCUAAGCAGUGAAGAAGAUACCAUAGUGCCUGAUAAAAAUCAUGGAUGAAAGAGAGUGUUUAAGUGAUGGUAAUCAGUUCAGGGGAAAAAAAAAUGGGUAGAGUUUUUUGUUAGGGAAAUGACAUAUUCCAAAAUUUCAAUAUAUAGCAUAUAUUACAAAACAAGGUGCCAGGGAAACCUUUUCUGUGAUACAGUCCUGAGUUUUGAAGACACUACAUGCAUUUUGCUUAAAAGUAGUUGAUAUUUGGUCAUAAAUAUUAAAAUUAUCCCUAUGGACAACAAAUGAGAACAAACGAUGAGAAUAGAUAGAUUUUUGAAAAUCAUUUCUAUCCGCCUUCAUUUUCUAACAGCCAAAGAAAGUAAGGAUUUUUAGAAGGAAAUAAAGUAAUCCAUAAAGAAUGUGAAAUUUAGAAUUGAAGAACUGGAAAAAAUACAUAUUGGCCCUACUGCUGCUUACCCGUAAUUUGGGGUUUAAAUUUGUUUUCUUGUAAAACAACGAUAACACCUACCUCAAAAUGUUAUGAGAAUUAAUGGAUAUGAUACAUGCAAAAUACCGCUUCAGAGUAAGUGUUCUAUCAAUGAGAAUUACUAUCCAAAGUGUGAAAGUUGUAAAUUCACAUUUUACAUACACUUUCCCUUUUUUUCUAUAUUUUGUUCCUAUAUAACUGAGCAUUAGCAGAGGUACAUACCUUUUGGAUGAGCUGAGAUUUUUCAUUCUUUAUAAAUAUAUAAAACCCCCCAUUGCCAUUGAGUAGAUUCCUACUCAUAGCGACCCUAUAGGACAGGGUAGAACUGCCCGCAUAGAGUUUCCAAGGAGCACCUGGUGGAUUCGAACUGCCAACCUUUUGGUUAGCAGCCGUAGUUCAUAACCACUACGCCACCAGGGUUUCGUAUAAAUAUAUAGAGGAGAUAAAGUCCGAUGUAAUAAGGGGCUAAUGCAACAUCAAAUCCAAAAAUAUUUGCCAGUUGUGGCAAUGUUAACUAUAUUCAACAAGCAAGCAAAGCAUUUUUUGACAUAAUUAUUUACAAUGUAAGUAUGAGUGGAUGCUAUAUUUGUUACAUUUGCUGGUGAAACAAUUGCAAGGUAAUGAAGCACACACAAAUACACACAAAAGGACUAUUGAGCAUAAUUCCUGAAAGGCAUUAAUAAUAUGAAACCAAAAUGCCCCAUAAAAUAGGUUAAGACUAAUGUGUAUCUUAAUGUUGCUGAAUUUCUCUGUUGAUAACUGAUAAAGCAUCAUGCUGUAACAUGGUAGAUAUUAUGUUAUUUUUUCAUGUGCUGGUAACAAGAUAGGUCAAUAUAAAAGACUAGUUUUUUGGGUUUUUUUCUAUUCUGUUUCUAAUUUUGGAAGACAUUUAGUUUUUCAGUGGAUCUUAUUAUCAAUUUAGUAAAUAUUCUGUGGGCACUUGAAAAUAAGAAUUACUGUCUUUCUAGAAUAGAGUUCGACAGGUACAUUCGAAUACUAAUUAUUGCCCUUAUGUUUUCUUUAAGUCCUUGGGUAGGUUUAUAUUUUAACUUGGCACGAGCCAACCAAAGGAAAAUACUUAUAUUCUUUGCUUGGGAGAGAAGUUCUCCAUUGAUGCUGCUGGACACAAGAAACUAGCAGAUAGUCUCUCUGGCAGCUAUCGUGAUCUUAAGUACAAGAUUUCAGAUGGAAUUGAAACUGAAGAUGGCAGUGCAGAGUAGAAGAAUACUUGUUUCUUGAUAAUAUCAUUGAGGCUCCAGUUUUGUCAUGCCUGGAGUCUGUCCGACAUCUGGAAUUCCAUGUACAUGGGAGAAUACAUUUCCUUAUUGUUUAUGUCUGUUUGAGUUAGGGAAUUUUGCUAAUAGAAGGAACACUACAAUGACACUGUAAAAACGGCAUGGGGGCAGUGUCUGACCUCCUCCAACCCUACAAGCAGGAAGGAGA
Molecule: messenger RNA, 6524 nt
Organism: Trichechus manatus latirostris (Florida manatee)
Lineage: Eukaryota; Metazoa; Chordata; Mammalia; Sirenia; Trichechidae
Gene: TUSC1
Product: tumor suppressor candidate 1
Exons: 1
Coding region: 2886-3509 (207 amino acids)
Source: RefSeq, a predicted model, not a curated record